AUGGCGCCCGCCGCCUCUCCCAUCGAACGCGACCACGACCGCAAUGGCGAACGAGUAGGUCCGCACCCGUCCUACAUCGAGGUCGCAAAGCCCUACAUUCUCCAAUCGCGAAUCCAAAAGGCUCUGAAUGAGCUAGGCAUGAGCGAUGCUAAAGAGGACGCCGUGCGGUUACAGGGCGUUACAUACAUUGACCAGGUCCGCCGCGCUUUGCAGCUCCCGGUCCGCACGUUCAAUACGGCGGUGAUAUAUUACCACAAGUUCAGGUUGCUGCAUGCGGAGACGGAAUAUAAUUGGGCAGAUGCGGCGGCCGCGGCGCUGUUCACGGCGUGCAAGAUCGAGGAUACAUUGAAGAAGAGUAGGGAGAUUUUGUGUGCGUAUUGGAAUUUGAAGGUUGGUGUUGGGGAGAGUCUGAGUAGUGAUGAUCCGCGCUUCGAGAAUCACUCCAAGCUCAUCAUCGGCCUCGAAAGGCUCAUGCUCGAAAGCGCCGGUUUCGACUUCCGCAAUCGCUACCCGCAGAAACUCAUGGUUAAGCUUAUGCGGACGCUUGGUUUCGACAAAAACAAUGAGGCGAAGACGGCUUGGAACCUCAGCAUCGACUUGUAUAGGACGUUUGCGCCGCUGAAGCAGACGACGCCGACAAUGGCCAUCGCGUGCAUCGAGCUCGCGGCAAGAUUGCAUGAGAUGGAUACAAGCAAGAUAGUAGAUACGGGCGUUAUGCGGUAUAAUAAAUGGAACACGACUCGAGCCGAGGUCAUGGAAACGCUGCUUGACCUCCUGGACUUGUACACGCACCACCGCGGUUCUACCUCCGUCGGGCCCCUCUACUCCCUCGAAACCUUCAUCAACGUCCGGAUCAAGCUAAACCAAGAGGCAUCGGCCGCCAAUAUUCCCCGCUACGCUGCCUACGCCUCAGAAUCCGCCUCUGAUUCGCAGAUGUCCAACGGCGUCAAACCCCGCAACGGUAUCGAUCCCACAAGCCCGCUCACUCCUGCCACCCCUGGCACGAUUUCUCCGGGAACAAUGCACCCACCCACGUCCGCCAUCGGCAUCCGCGGCCAGAAUGGCACUGUCCGCUUCAUGAUCGACGCGAAGCGAGCCCGCGACGAACGCGCAGAAGUCGACAAAUAUCUCACUGUGGAAAUGGAAGAAUACGAGGUGGAAGUGCCGGCCGAGCCGGACCGCGAUCGCGAACGAAGACGAGUGCGUUGA
This is a messenger RNA of Trematosphaeria pertusa, 1209 nucleotides long. RefSeq names its product cyclin-like protein. The transcript is spliced from 3 exons. Lineage: Eukaryota; Fungi; Ascomycota; Dothideomycetes; Pleosporales; Trematosphaeriaceae. The coding region runs from base 1 to 1209 and encodes 402 amino acids. Gene Ontology annotation, biological process: regulation of transcription by RNA polymerase II; positive regulation of DNA-templated transcription, elongation. The record is from RefSeq and is a predicted model, not a curated record. Gene Ontology annotation, molecular function: cyclin-dependent protein serine/threonine kinase activator activity. Gene Ontology annotation, cellular component: nucleus; cyclin/CDK positive transcription elongation factor complex.